AUGCCUCGUUUACAGCUUCUGGUUGUAUUCCUGUGUUGUCUUCCCUUGGCAGCCUGUUUGCACUGUUACACCUGUCUGUUCCCCGCCAUCUCUCCUCUGGACUGCUUCAAGUUUCCCCAGGAGUGUCCUGCCGGGCAGCGCUGCCUGUCUAGUACUGCUACAGGAAGGCGGGGCGCUCUACAAGUGACGAUGUUCGAGAAGAGCUGCGCCGUGGCCGCGCAGUGCGGGGUGAGCGGACAGAAAUACGCCUCAGGCCUCUAUUUUAACUACACCAACGUCUGCUGUGAUACCGACCUGUGCAACGGGGCUGUGUCUGUUGCUGCCCUCAGCUGGGGAGGAGUAGCUCUGUCCCUGCUGCCUGCACUCGCUCUGCUGCUGGCCUGAAGCUGAGGCCAUGCUCAACAACAAAUGUAGAGGAUGUAAGUGACCUGGGAGAGAUGAUCUGCAAAAAGAUGUAUAAAAACAUACACUCGCAGGCACAUGGGCAAAAUUCCUGUUUUUAAAAAGAAUUAACAGUGAGCUUGUCUCUUGUUCCCAACCUUUAUGACUCAAAGUACAGCAAUGUCUAACCCUCAUGACGGGAGGUGUGAGCAGCUCAACUGCAGAGUGAUUUUUUUUCUUCUUAGAUUGUUUCACCUGAAGACAUUUUUGAGGCAUAAUUAUAAUUAUAUAAAAGUCUGACUUGUGCUAUUCUUUUCUUUGACCGUUCAUAUCACUGACCCUGAGGUUGGGAACCAUUGACAAGUGAAAAAAAAGGAAAAAUAAAAAAAGAAAGUUAAAAGAAAAAUAAAAUGAAAAUGCCAAACACACUUAAAUACAGCCAGUAAAAAAGAAAACUGCAGACUAAUAGAAACAUGAAAGUAGGCCUAUGUUCUUAUAUCAGUUUAUCAUUAAUGAAAAUACUAUAGUGAUGCUAUUAAAACUUUAACAGACUACUUUGAAGAGAUGCCUUCUCAGUGUUAUUCGUCUCAUUUUUGCUCUAUAUUCAUUAGAUGUGUGAUUUUUUAGUUAAGUUACUGUACUUGACAACAGAGAGAUUUCUAAUGUACUGCUUGUAUUAAACUAGACAUUUUGUUGUUUGCACCAUUCUUGACACUUAUUUGUUUGGCCAUCUGAAUGUUAUUACCCUCCAACAAGAUUCAAAAAUAAAAACACAUCAGUCACUGUUUGAUUUGUUAUCAAGGUAUUUUAUUGGGACAUUAAUAAAUGUGUCUUUGUAAGAGCUUUUAAGUAUAAAAUACAUUUCUGCUGUGCUAUUAGUUUGAUUGUCUUCAUUGUUCAAUCUAUUGGUUUAGUGUCCACAUCACUCUUUAGAUCCUGUGGACUUUUAAGUGCAACUGCUUCAGACUACAUCGCGAACAGCUUGAAAAAAAAAAAAUUAAAAUGCUAAAAUAUUUAGAGAGAAAU
This is a messenger RNA of Seriola aureovittata, 1407 nucleotides long. RefSeq names its product prostate stem cell antigen-like. Lineage: Eukaryota; Metazoa; Chordata; Actinopteri; Carangiformes; Carangidae. Bases 1 to 384 code for a protein of 127 amino acids. The transcript is spliced from 3 exons. The record is from RefSeq and is a predicted model, not a curated record.